Messenger RNA from Phyllostomus discolor (pale spear-nosed bat), 1461 nucleotides. It is a transcript of the gene CD74, whose product is annotated as CD74 molecule. The record is from RefSeq and is a predicted model, not a curated record. Gene Ontology annotation, cellular component: membrane; cell surface; cytoplasm. The transcript is spliced from 9 exons. Gene Ontology annotation, molecular function: macrophage migration inhibitory factor binding; MHC class II protein binding; cytokine receptor activity. Lineage: Eukaryota; Metazoa; Chordata; Mammalia; Chiroptera; Phyllostomidae. Bases 209 to 1051 code for a protein of 280 amino acids. Gene Ontology annotation, biological process: positive regulation of kinase activity; positive regulation of ERK1 and ERK2 cascade; negative regulation of intrinsic apoptotic signaling pathway in response to DNA damage by p53 class mediator.
AGAUCUGCUCAAGUCAGGGUAUUUCCAGCUUCGCGGCUUUCACUUCCACUUCUGCCAGGUGGGUGGAGCGGCCUCCCGUGGACGAAUCAGAUCUCUCCUCAGCCCAAACUUCAAGAGGUGAGCCAGGAGUUCAGGGUCUCAGAUACGCAGGCAGCAGCGGCAGCAGCAGACGCAGCAAGAGGCUUGGGUUAGACCAGAGGCCAGGACCAUGGAUGAUCAACGCGACCUCAUCUCCAACCACGAGCAGCUGCCCAUGUUGAGCCAGCGCCCCGGAGCCCCGGAGAGCAGCAAGUGCAGCCGCGGAGCCCUGUACACAGGCUUUUCUGUCCUGGUGGCUCUGCUCCUGGCUGGUCAGGCCACCACCGCCUACUUCCUGUACCAGCAGCAGGGCCGGCUGGACAAGCUAACGGUCACCUCGCAGAACCUGCAGCUGGAGAACAUGCGCAUGAAGCUUCCCAAGCCUGCCAAGCCUGUGAGCCAGAUGCGGAUGGCCACGCCCAUGCUGAUGCACGCGCUGCCCAUGGAAGGCGCGGGGCCCAUGCAGAACGCCACCAAGUACGGCAACACCACACUGGACCAUGUAAUGCACCUGCUUCUGAAAGCUGACCCCCUGAAGGUGUACCCACAGCUGAAGGGGACCUUCCCAGAGAACCUGAAGAAACUUAAGAGAACCAUGGAGGGCCUGGACUGGAAGGUCUUUGAGAGCUGGAUGCAUCAGUGGCUCUUGUUUGAAAUGAGCAAGAACUCGAUGGAGAAGCUCACUGAAGGUUCACCAAAAGCACUGACCCAGUGCCUGGAAGAGGCCAGCCGCAUCCCUGCCGUCCACCCGGGCACGUUCAAGCCCCAGUGCGACGAGAACGGCAACUAUUUGCCGCUCCAGUGCUAUGGGAGCAUUGGCUACUGCUGGUGCGUCUACCCCAACGGCACCGAGGUCCCCCACACCAGAAGCCGUGGGCACCCGCACCAUAACUGCAGUGACCCACUGGACAUGGAGGACCUGUCAUCUGGACUGGGUGUGACCAAGCCAGAACUGACCCAAGCCAUGGUGUGAGAACAGCAAUCAAGGACCACAGCACCCUGCCAGCCCUGCAUGGCCAGCUUCCUCGCUGUCUUCUGCCCCCAGCCCUAGCCCCACACUCCUCCCCUUCCACUCCCACCCUGCACCUCAUCCCACGAGACUCUGGUACCUGGCUCUCCACCUUCCUCGGACACAACGGAUCACAUCGGAAUAGCACAGAUUCAUGACACAGAAGGGCCCUGAUGUCCACACUCCACCCACCCAGCAGCAGGGACACACGGCCCAAGGAUGGGGACGGUGAGCUAGGCUGACUCCCAUGGGCUCCGAGACCUAGACCCAUGGAUGAGGGCAGGUGCAGGGAGAAGGAAGGAUACUCCCCUAAGCCCCAAGAAAGGACACGCUGCUGUCCCUCCCCUUCUGGCUUUAGCCUUGGCUUUCCAGCC